This is a messenger RNA of Boleophthalmus pectinirostris (great blue-spotted mudskipper), 4162 nucleotides long. RefSeq names its product toll-like receptor 9 (gene tlr9). Gene Ontology annotation, cellular component: plasma membrane. The record is from RefSeq and is a predicted model, not a curated record. Gene Ontology annotation, biological process: positive regulation of interleukin-6 production; defense response to virus; canonical NF-kappaB signal transduction. NCBI's taxonomy places the organism in Eukaryota, Metazoa, Chordata, Actinopteri, Gobiiformes, Gobiidae. Gene Ontology annotation, molecular function: protein binding; pattern recognition receptor activity.
AUCAAGUAAUGUAACAUAAUAUUUAUAUCCUUGAACAAUCAUAAAUUCUUUAACUUGACAUUUAUUAUAUAGAAUUUUAUUCUUUACUUUCAUACUUUAUUAUACUUCCAAUGUAUUCUAUGCUGAAUUGUAAUAUAGCUGACAGAAAGAAUAAUAAUAAGCAGUUUAAUCUGAACUCAUUCAAUUUUGAGCUGUAUGUUAAAUCAGCAUUUUUUAAUGAUGUUCUAAAGAAUUAUAGAAAAAAUGCACUCAUGAAAACCUAUUUAAGCAUAUAAUUUAAGAUAGCCUUUUAGAUAGAAUUUGCGCUAAUCAUGCAAACAAAAUUCAUUAGUAAUUUACAUGACAAAAAAAUUGUUCCUUCGAUCCUUAAAUUCUAAAAAUAAAUCUUCAUUUGAAAACAACACAUUUUCCAGUCGCAUAAUAUUGUUUCUUCUGCAAAUAUAAUUGUCUGAUGAGAAGAGGACCUUAAACUUUUGCUUCUCUUUUUUAACAGUCCCUAAACAGCAGUGGUUGUUAACACUGAAACACAGGAACAUGAUGAUGUUAUAGCUGGAGUGGGACAGUCCCUCACAAGUCAGCUGACACAGACAUAUAAAUUACAACACACUUUCAAUUCCAGUUAACUCACUGCACCAAGAGCAAAGAGGAAUUAUGAUUUUGCUUAUUUCCUAAUAACAUUCAAUUGCAUUAGAAACUAUGGCUAUCUUAACAUCAGUUCUGUUGCUGGGACAUCUUCCAAUGAUUUGGACUAUAAACAUGACCUUCUUCCCAUGUGAUGCUAGUGCCACAGGCAAUGAAGUAUACUGCUCUAACAGACCACUCAUCCAAGUCCCCUUAUUUCACUCAGAAACUGUUCUGCUGGAUUUGAGUAAUACUAAAUUAAGAAAUCUGCAACAACGUUCUUUUCAGGGCAUCCCAAACCUUCAGACUUUAAAAGUAAAUUGUGUACCCAAUUGUGAAGUGCUGAAGCCAUACAAAUUGGAAAUUGAGAAAUACACUUUUAGAGCUUUUCAAAAGCUUGAAACCCUCUCUCUUUAUGGAAAUGGCCUCUCAUCUCUCCCCUGGUUACCCGAAAGUCUGAAGUAUUUGGAUAUAAGAAGUAACAGCAUUUUUCGCAUUGACAGCUUAAAAACCCCCAAUCUUAAUUUUCUUUUGCUCUCAAAGAAUUGUUAUUAUGCCACCAAAUGCAAACAGUCUCUCCACAUAGGUGAGGAUGUUUUUAAAAAUCUACCCAAUUUAAGAAACCUGUCUUUAGGGUAUAAUAACCUGAAAACAGUUCCCAAAGGAUUACCUUUGUCCCUUGAAUAUCUGGAUCUAAAAGAGAACAAAAUUACUGAAAUACCUGAUAAUGCAUUCUCCAAUUUGACCAAACUGACUUAUCUGAAUUUGGAGUGGAACUGCCAGCGCUGUGACCAUGCAGUAAGACCAUGCUUUCCUUGUCCAGAUAAUGAUUCUUUGAAAUUAAACUCAUCCUCACUAUUUUGUGAAAAUAGUUCCAUUUCCAGUCUAAGCUUAAGAGGGAACUCCCUAAAAAAGUUUCCAGAAGGCUUUUUUUCAGCGUUAAAAAAACUGAAAAGGUUGGAUUUAUCAGACAAUUUUCUUGCCCAAGAGAUUCAAAAUGGUACCUUCUUUACAGAGCUGACAGGCUUACUAUGGAUAAGCCUUGUUUAUAACUAUGAUCCUAAAGUAACAUACGCUGAACUCAACCUUCCAUCACAUCUUGCUGAAAUGUCAAAGCUACAAACUCUACGUCUUACUGGUUAUUUUUUCCAUAAGCUGUCAAAUGACAGCUAUAAAGUUCUAUCUAAACUUCACUAUCUAAAAACUUUAGAUUUUUCUAUGAACUUCAUAAAUGUCAGUAAUAUGUCAGCUCUCAGCAUAUUACCGUCAAUCAGAAAUAUUAACCUUUCCCAAAACAUACUUAAAGGUGUCAGUUUGUGCAACAACCCUCAUGUAUAUUCACUCUCUGCACAAUCCUUUGUACAAACAGAAAGAAAAGUGCCCAAUGUUGAAUAUAGCUCACAGGAUCAGCCAGAUAUGAUAUCAGACGAUACGUUUUUAACAAUAGUAGACUUUAGAAGACGUAUCUGCACCAAUUCACUGACAUUUAACUUAUCUGCAAAUGAUAUUCUCCUCCUUGACCAAGAUGUGUUUAAAGGGAUGGAGAAUGCUGUUUGCAUUGACCUUUCCCUUAACUACAUGAAUCAGCAAUUAAAGGAAGGACUUUUCACAAAUUUGAGAAAUUUGUCUUAUCUUGAUUUGUCAUACAAUAGAUUUGAUCUUUAUUACAAUGAGUCUUUCAGUGAACUCAAAAACACCCUUAAGGUGUUGGACCUUAGUAAUAAUAAUUUCCAUUUUAGCUUACAGGGUUUGGGUCAUAAUUUUGAUUUUCUUAAUAAUCUGACAGAAUUAUCAGUUUUGAGUUUAGCAAACAAUCAUAUUGGGAUGCGCAUAAGCAAGAGACUUUUCAGUAGUUCCUUAAAUUACUUAUAUUUCAACGGAAAUCACUUAGGUGUUAUGUGGGAACCGGAAAACUAUAACUACCAUUAUUUUUUUCAAAAUCUGACAAAUCUAACUCACCUAGACAUUUCUGAUAAUCGCCUAACUGAGAUUAUACCAGAAAUUUUGUGUAACUUCACAACAAGCAUAAGAUUUCUUAGAAUCAGUGGGAAUGAACUGACGAGUUUUCCCUGGCAAAACCUGUCCGUAUUGCUACAUUUGGAAUACUUGGACCUUAGUCACAAUCACAUUCAACAUUUACCACAAAGGAUACAGUUUGGAGCCAAUUUUUCCACUUUGGACCUCAGCCACAAUGGGAUUGCUGUUAUUCCUGAUCUCCUUUUCUCAAACAUUAAAUCAUUACAAUGUCUAUAUCUCAGUAACAAUCAGAUAAAGGAGUUUAAUCAGGAAUUAUUCCCAGCCCCAUUCAAAAAUGGUAGCACUCUACGUGAACUAAGUCUUCAUUACAACCCCUUUAGGUGUGACUGUGGCACGGCUUGGUUUGCAGACUUUUUGAGUACAACUCCACUAAAGAUUCCUUAUCUCACCACCUUAGUGCAAUGUGGAUUUCCAGAGUCACAACAGGGAAAAAGCAUUCUCCAUUUGGCUGGACAGAGAUCCUGUCAGGACAUAUAUGGGGGUCUGGCUUUCCUCGUGUGCACCCUCUUGUGCGUGAUGUUGACAGCUAUUCCCCUGCUGAAUCAUCUCUACAGCUGGGACUUGUGGUACAGCAUCCAAGUGCUUUGGGCUGGAUACAGGGGUUAUUCUCAGUUAGGAGGAAGUGACUCCAAACAUCUUUAUGAUGCGUUUGUGCUGUUUGACACUAAAAACCAUGCUGUAAGAGACUGGGUUUACAACGAGUUAAUCUCUCAUUUGGAAAACACAGAGCACCGAAAAUUUAGCAUUUGUUUGGAAGAGAGGGACUGGGUCCCAGGAGUGUCCUGUAUAGAGAAUCUACACAAUGCUGUCUACAAAAGUGUGAAGACAGUGUUUGUCUUGUCCUGUGGAGGAGACACAGCAAACGGGGUAAUACGCCAGGCCUUCUUUAUGGUUCAGCAGAGACUUCUGGAUGAAAAGGUAGACUCAGCUGUACUAGUGCUGCUGGACGACAUGUUUCCAAAACUCAAGUAUCUGCAGCUGAGAAAAAGACUGUGCAGGAGGUCUGUUCUGUCCUGGCCCAAAAACCCAAAGGCUCAGCCUCUGUUCUGGAAUCAUCUGAGGAUAGCUUUAUCUUUGGACAACCUCAAGUUUUAUGACAAAAACAUGAGUGAAAGUUUUGUCUAACUAAAGCUACUGUACAAUUACAUUACAUUCCCUAUGGCUUUAAACGCUCUUACGAACAGUAGAGCAUAAUGCAGUUUUAAAUGUAAUGUGUACGUGAAUUUUAAAAGUAGUAGCCCUACUUGUUUCACUAAUAGAUGAUUCAUAAAUGUGGUUAAUGCAUUUUCUGUGUAACUAAAGCAACUUCCCUCUUCUGUAUCAUGUGACAAACGUUUCUGCUUUAUUGAAUUUUUUAUUUUUUUUUCCACCAUUUUGCUCUAAUUAAUACAGUGUAAAUCGAACUAAAAGUUCCCAGUAAAAAGGUGUUUAGGAAAAUGUAAAUCUUUCUUAUCGUCUCUGUAUUUAAAUAUUAAAAAUCAGAACUGGUUGGUUCCGACAUGCA